AUAACCAGACACAUUCAGAGUGUCUGCUGCUCAAGAACUCUCGCAAUGUUUGACGAAGGAGACGAAGCCGACAGCGGCGAGAGAGCCCACGAGUCUCCCUCACCGCCUGCGCCUGUCCGUCCAUCCUCGCCGCGGCCCCUGGACCUCUUCUCCUCCGCCUCUCCGCUGUUGGGGGACACAGAGCCGCCUUACCUCGCCGCCCCGGAGUGUCUUUACCCGUCUCCAGAAAACCAGGAGCCCGGGGACUCCCCACACUUCACACCGCCAAAGUUAUGCCAGAGCAUCGGGGACCGCGGCUCUCCGUUUCCUUCGCGGCAGGAUGCGCGGACGGACGCGCUGUUCGACCGUUGCGAUGACUUGUUCCCCAAGUGGAGGGGACGCGGCGCGGCGAACAAUGACGGCGUUAAGCACCGCGGUCAGAGACUCCACCGGACACUGGAGCGCUCGGACCACGGGAACCACUCUGUUGAGCACGGGGACGCCGACAGCAGGCCAGCGGUGGACGCCAUGCAUCGGCGGCACACCACGCUGAGAGAGAAGGGGCGCCGCCAGGCAGUGCGGGGCCCAGCCUACAUGUUCAACGAACGUGGCUCGGCCCUCACUGCGGAGGAGGAGCAGUUUCUGGACGCGGCUGAAUACGGAAACAUUCCUGUGGUCCGCAAAAUGCUGGAAGAGUCCAGAACCCUUAACUUCAACUCUGUGGACUACAUGGGCCAGAAUGCUUUGCAGCUGGCAGUGGGCAACGAGCACCUCGAAGUGACAGAGCUGCUUCUAAAAAAGGACGGUUUGGCGAGGAUCGGCGAUGGCCUGCUUUUGGCUAUCUCCAAAGGUUACGUCCGAAUCGUCGAAGCCAUUCUCGCCCACCCUGCCUUUGGGGGAGGUCUCCGACUUGCUUUGAGCCCUCUGGAGCAGGAGAUGCAUGACGAUGACUUUUACGCGUACGACGAGGACGGAACACGUUUUUCACAUGAUGUCACGCCCGUCAUCCUGGCCGCUCACUGCCUGGAGUAUGAGAUCGUCCACAUCCUGUUGACGAAGGGGGCGCGCAUUGAAAGGCCACAUGACUACUUCUGUAAUUGUCCAGAAUGUGUGGAGAAACAGAAGCAAGACGCGUUCAGUCACUCCCGGUCCCGGAUGAAUGCGUACCAAGGCCUGGCCAGUGCGGCCUACCUGUCACUCAGCAGCGAAGACCCCGUGCUGACCGCCCUCGAGCUCAGCAAUGAACUGGAAAGACUGGCCAACAUCGAGACGGAGUUCAAGAAUGAAUACCGUAAGCUGUCCAUGCAGUGUAAGGACUUUGUGGUGGGUGUGUUGGACCUAUGUCGGAACACAGAGGAAGUGGAGGCCAUACUGAAUGGCGACGUGGACCAGUGCCCUCCCAGCGCCUACAACCGGCCCUGCCUCAGCCGUGUCAUACUGGCCAUUAAGUACGAGGUCAAGAAGUUCGUCGCCCAUCCCAACUGUCAGCAGCAGCUGCUGACGAUCUGGUACGAGAACCUGCCCGGCCUGAGGCAGCAGUCCAUGGGGGUGAAGUGCUGGACAGUGCUGGGCGUCGCCGCGGGUCUGCCCUUCCUGGCGGUUGCCUACUGGGUAAUGCCGUGUAGCAAGCUUGGUCAGGUCCUGCGAAGCCCCUUCAUGAAGUUCGUGGCUCACGCCGUCUCCUUCACCAUCUUCUUGGGUCUGCUGGUUGUCAACGGCUCUGACCGCUUUGAUGGCGUCAAGAACCUGCCCAAUGAGACCAUCACAGACCACCCGCGGCAGGUGUUCAGGGUCAAGACCACACAGUUCUCCUGGACUGAGAUGCUGAUCAUGAAAUGGGUGUUGGGUAUGAUUUGGUCCGAAUGUAAGGAGAUCUGGACCGACGGGCCCAGAGAGUACAUCAUGCACCUGUGGAACAUUCUGGACUUUGGCAUGUUGUCCAUCUUCGUGGCGUCCUUCACGGCCCGCUUCAUGGCGUUCCUCAAGGCGUCCAAAGCCCAGCAGUAUGUGGACAUGCACGUACCAGACGCAGACAUCAGCAACGCCUUGCUGCCCGCCGAAGUCGCCUACUUCACUUACGCCAGGAACAAGUGGCGCCCCUCAGACCCCCAGAUCAUUUCGGAAGGCCUGUACGCCAUCGCUGUGGUGCUGAGCUUCUCCCGCAUCGCCUACAUCCUGCCAGCAAACGAGAGCUUCGGCCCGUUGCAGAUCUCACUGGGGCGCACGAUCAAAGAUAUCUUCAAGUUCAUGGUCAUAUUCAUCAUGGUUUUUGUGGCCUUCAUGAUUGGCAUGUUCAACCUGUACUCGUACUAUCUGGGGGCCAAGUACAAUCCUGCCUUCACCACGGUGGAGGAGAGUUUUAAGACUCUUUUCUGGUCGAUCUUCGGGCUGUCUGAAGUGAUCUCCGUGGUGCUGAAGUACGACCAUAAGUUCAUCGAGAACAUCGGCUACGUGCUGUACGGAGUCUAUAACGUCACCAUGGUGGUCGUCCUUCUCAACAUGCUCAUUGCUAUGAUCAACAGCUCGUACCAGGAGAUAGAGGAGGACGCCGACGUAGAGUGGAAGUUUGCCCGAGCCAAGUUGUGGAUCUCCUACUUUGACGAGGGCCGCACGCUGCCCGCCCCCUUCAACAUGGUUCCCAGCCCAAAGUCCUUCUACUACCUGGUCCUCCACAUCAAGUCCUGUCUGAUACGCCUCUGCAAAGCCAACAGCCAUCGCCAUAACAACGAGCUGGAGCUGGGCAUGCUCAACUCGCAGGCCACGGAGGAACGCCUCAGGACUUAUCCACGCCCGGGAGAAGAGUUCAUCCUCAAAAGAUCUAGAAAACACCCGACCAGAUACGAGAAUAUCAUGAAGCGCCUCACGAAGAGGUUUGUGCUCAAGGCCCAAGUGGACAGAGAGAGCGAUGAAGUCAAUGAAGGUGAGCUGAAGGAGAUCAAGCAAGACAUCUCCAGCCUCCGUUACGAGCUCCUGGAGGAGAAGGCCGAUGCGGCCGGAGAGCUGGCUCUGCUCAUCCAACAACUCGGCGACAAGUUUGGCAAGAACACCAUGAGGACCUGACAGGACUCACGGGAGGAGAGAGAGGACUUAAAGGACGGACGGACUGGCUAACCGGCUGCGUGCGCCUUCACCGGACCUGGAGGGAAGUAGGGAAUAGCUGAACUGUCGUGUUAACUAAUGUUAGAGGUAGAGAAAAUGUGAUCCAGUAAUAAUGCAGUUUAUUAAACUGCUAAUUCUGCCCAUGAGAAUUAAGAUGUAAUUUAUUGUGAAGUUUAGAAUUUUAUCAACAAACAACGAUAAACGGAUGUAGAUACAAAUAGGGGGCUAAAGAUUAUGUUGAUCAGUUAUAGUAUCAGUCCAUCAUGUAUAAGCAGCCUAUUUUGGAUUUUGACAACACGAAAAUAGCCACUGGCCCGUUAUUCAAACCUGAACACCAUCAGGAUCCAGCAACUUGAAAGAGAUUAUUAUGUUUCUAGAAUAGAGAAUGCUUCCGUAAUUUCUAAAAUGUAGUUUCUUGCUCGAUGGCAUGACAUUCUUUUCUUCCCACUGCAUCAUGGAAAAGGUAAACAUCCAGCAUUUACACAACACAAGGCCGCAUAUGUUGUUGUUGUUGUUGUUUUAAAACUUCAUGAAUGAGACAGUUUUGGUAUUUUACAUGUGAUCAGAUUGGAUGAUUUUGAUAAAUCAAUCCCUUUCAUCCCUUUAAAACCCAUUGGAUAAUAAAGAACAGCACAUCUUAUCAAGCUAAAACACCACGCUUGUGUUAUUCCUUUGUUGUGUCGAUGCUAACAACAACACGCUGCGCUCCGUAGGUAAGGAUGAGCAUACAGCUCAUAUGAUCACUUAGAGAGCUGCCAUUGCAUCGGUCCAUUUGUGUGGUUGGGAAAAAACAAUCUGACCCUUUUCAAUUUAAAAUCAUUAACCAGUACAACAACAAAAAGAGUUAUUGCCAUAAUACAUUUAUCCAUAUUUAAAUGCUUACAGGUUGUUUGUAAAGCUUCUACCAUUAAAAGCCUGAGUUCCCUCGUAGGAAUAACAUCCAGAACAUUUUGUAGGGUUUAAUUUAGCGACCAUUUUUAAUCAGAAGACUUUAAACACAAUUGAAAGAGUUGACUUAUGAGCGAUAUCAGGGACCGUGUUUUGGUUCAGGUCCAUUAAUGUUGUUCAGUCAAGUUUUAAUUUGAGUAAGUAGUGUGACUUGUGUCUUUCUUCAUUUUUACUGUCAGAGUCAACGAGCAGCAAACUAUUUUCUGUGUGCAGAACCGAGCUAGGAAUGAACUCCCAGAAAAGGUUUUAUGAUUCCUACUGCUUUAAACACAAAAUUAACUACAACACUGUAUUUUUCACUUCUACGCAAGAACUAUUGAUUAAUGCAAAAUAUUGUUCUGUAUAUUGUCAUAUUUUUGAUCCUUGAAUUAAAGUGAGUACACUCUAAACUGUUUAA
Messenger RNA from Pseudoliparis swirei, 4423 nucleotides. It is a transcript of the gene trpc7b, whose product is annotated as transient receptor potential cation channel, subfamily C, member 7b. Gene Ontology annotation, biological process: regulation of cytosolic calcium ion concentration; manganese ion transport; calcium ion transmembrane transport. Bases 46 to 3039 code for a protein of 997 amino acids. The record is from RefSeq and is a predicted model, not a curated record. Gene Ontology annotation, cellular component: cation channel complex; membrane. Gene Ontology annotation, molecular function: inositol 1,4,5 trisphosphate binding; protein binding; store-operated calcium channel activity. Lineage: Eukaryota; Metazoa; Chordata; Actinopteri; Perciformes; Liparidae. The transcript is spliced from 13 exons.